AUGAAUGUCUUUCAAGAAAAUGCUCUCUGGAUGGAGGAAAUCUUCAAGGACCACGUCAAGAAAGAAAAGUUCGCGCAGAAGAAUUGGAAGAAUAAGCAUGGUUACAUCUUGGACGAAAUCCACGAGAUGGAGGAGAAGCUGAAAAAUGUCGGCCAAGAGAAAGAUUUCAUCAACGAAAAGCCAAAAGAAGAGGUCAAAGAAGCGCCCAAGCCAAAGAAAAAGCCACAUCCAAAAGUUCCUCUCACGGAUUCAGGACUUAUCGGCUGGCGAUCGACUGACCCCCGUUACAAUUUGGAAAAAUUCAAGUUCACAAACGACAAGAACCACACCAAAGGCGACAUUGUUGCAAAGCUCAAAUGGCCAAGAGAAGGAAUCUAA
Oikopleura dioica is the source of this 378-nucleotide messenger RNA. The record is from the annotation of a GenBank genome assembly. NCBI's taxonomy places the organism in Eukaryota, Metazoa, Chordata, Appendicularia, Copelata, Oikopleuridae.